Closterium sp. Naga37s-1 is the source of this 747-nucleotide messenger RNA. NCBI's taxonomy places the organism in Eukaryota, Viridiplantae, Streptophyta, Zygnematophyceae, Desmidiales, Closteriaceae. The record is from the annotation of a GenBank genome assembly.
AUGGCCACGUUGCUUCUAGAAAGCCGCGACGCGCAGGAGCGGCGCGAGUGGCGGCGGUCGGCGGCGGCGGAGGCCGAGGCGCAGGUGGACGCGCUGCCGUACUUAGACAAGGAGUACGAGGACCCCGCGGUGCGCGCGGAGGUUAACCGCCUCGUGCAGGAGGAGAUGCGCCGCAGCCCGCGCACCCCCGCGGAUAUACUUUCGGAGCUCCCGCCCGUGCCCGAAUUGCGGAGCGAGCUCCUCCCCAUGUUCGCCCGGGAGUGUGAGAGGGUGAGGGCCGGUCGGCCCCCAACCCUAGCAGUGGACACGGGGCGCUAUGAGGGCGCGGGGAAGGGGCCGGCAGGGCGGGGAGCUGAUGACCCAAACGCGUGGAAGGGCGCGGUUAAGGCGGCGAUGGUUCAGCUGCAGCACCAGGAUACCCGGCAUGAGAAUCUCGAUCUGAUGCUUCGCUUUGGCCCCAAUGCAUGGAAAGUGCACAACCAGCACCUCGAGGCGUUUCUAGCCAAAGCACAGAGGGAGGUGGCAGAGAGGAAGCGAGAGAUUGAGCUGCUCAAUAGAGACAGGCGGCUGAACCAGCAAGCAGCAGCGGUGGAGCUGGGGCGGCUGGAGCAGACGUGGAGGGAGGGCGAGCAGAAGAACGCAGACAUCCAGGCGGCGUGUGCUCAGCUGGAGGCGCAGAUUGGGGGAUUGAAGGCGGAGGCGCAAGCACUGGGUGUCGUCACGGACAAUUCGAUGCAAGAAGAUUGA